UCAAUGGAUCAACCUUAAGUACCACCAGCCGGAGAGUAAACCAAAGAGCAAGUCGGAGAGCAAGCCAUUAGUAAAUCCCAAUAGAAAUAUCUUAAAAAGUUAGAGGAGAAGGAAAAGAAGAAAGCUGAAAAAGAAGCUGAAAAAGUAUAAUAACAAGAGAAUGCUGCAGAAAAAAAAAAACCAAGUAUUAAUAAUUGUUAUCAAUAUUAGAAAAGAUCUAAUAAGAAGAUGAAGAAGAAGUAGAUCCUCGUCUCUUUCAUGAGAAUAGAUCAAAAUAAGUAUUAGCACUUAAACAAACUAAAGACCCGUAUUUAAUUUUAUUUAAAAUAGAAAUCCAUACCCUCACAAAUUCCAUGUGGAUUUAACAAUAGCUCAAUUUAGAGAUAAGUAUGGUCCAAUUUGCACAGAAAAAGGCAAAAUUCAUGAGGAUGUUGUCUCUGUGGCAGGAAGAGUGGUUACCAUUAGAUCUAUGGGAGCAAAACUUAUGUUUUAUGACUUAUAAGGUGAAGGAACAAAAAUUUAAGUUAUGGCAAAUGAAGGUAAUCACAAAGACCAAGAAUUAAGCUUUGAAAAAAUUCAUACUUUGAUUAAAAGAGGAGAUAUUAUUGGAGUAAAAGGAAAUCCUUGUUUAACAAAAGCAGGAGAAUUAAGUAUUGCACCAGGCAUCAUUCAAUUGUUAUCACCUACAUUACAUAUGUUACCUACAGCUCAUUUUGGAUUCAAAGAUCAUGAAUAAAGAUAUAGAAUGAGAUAUUUGGAUUUGAUUAUGAAUAAGAAAGUAAGAGAAAUAUUCCUUACAAGAUCAGCAGUUAUUAAAUAAUUAAGAGAAUAUUUUGAUGGUAAAGGAUUUAUAGAAGUUGAGACUCCCUCUUUAAAUGUUAUCUAAGGAGGAGCUACUGCUAAACCUUUUAAAACAUUCCAUAACUCAUUACAUAGAGAUUUAUUCAUGAGAGUUGCACCAGAAUUAUAUUUGAAGAUGUUAAUUGUUGGUGGAUUAGAUAGAGUCUAUGAAAUAGGUAAAAACUUUAGAAAUGAGGGAAUUGAUUAAACUCAUAAUCCUGAAUUCACAGCUAUGGAAUUUUAUUGGGCUUACUGUGAUUAUAAUGAUCUCAUGACUGUUACUGAAGAAGUCUUGUCAUCAAUUGUUUUAAAGUUGAAAGGAAGCUAUAAAUUCAAAAUUCAUAAGGGUGAUAAUCCUACUAUCACACUUACAGAACAUGAUAUUAAAUCUGGUCAUUUUAAAGAAAAUGAAGAAGAUUUCAUAGAACUUGAUUUCACACCACCUUGGCCAAGAGUUUCUAUGAUGGCUGAAUUAGAAAAAAAAUUAGGUGAAAAAUUACCUGAAGUUUUGGAAAGUGAAGAAGCUAAUGCCUUCUUUAAUUAAUAAGCAAAAAAACAUAAAGUUGAAUGUUCUAAUCCAAGGACUACUGCAAGAUUGAUUGAUAAAUUAGUUGGUCAUUUCUUAGAAGUCAAUUUUAAGAAUCCAACUUUUUUAAUUGAUCAUCCAUAAUUGAUGAGUCCAUUAAGCAAAGUACAUAGAUAAUAUCCAGGUUUAACUGAAAGGUAUUAAUAAUAAUAAACAACAUAGAUUUGAACUCUUUGUUAAUUAUCAUGAAUUGUGUAAUGCCUAUACAGAAUUAAAUGAUCCAUUUGUUUAAAAAGCAUUAUUCUAAAAGUAAGUUGAAGAUGCUGCCAAAGGUGAUGAUGAAGCUAUGGGAUAUGAUGAAGGAUUCAUUAAAUCAUUAGAACAUGCUUUACCACCGUAAUUAUUAUUAAAUAUUUAAUUUUAGAACUGCAGGAUGGGGUCUUGGUAUUGAUAGAUUUGUGAUGUUAUUAACAGAUACUCAAAACAUUUAAGAAGUUCUUCUGUUUCCUGCAAUGAAACCUGAAAUGUCUAUUGAAGAGAUGUAGAAAAUUUAGAAAGAGAAGGAGGAAUAAAAAUAAAAAUAAUAGUAAUAAUAAUAAUAAUAAUAAUAAUAAUAAUAAUAAUGA
Paramecium pentaurelia is the source of this 1992-nucleotide messenger RNA. NCBI's taxonomy places the organism in Eukaryota, Ciliophora, Oligohymenophorea, Peniculida, Parameciidae. The record is from the annotation of a GenBank genome assembly.